Helobdella robusta is the source of this 1614-nucleotide messenger RNA. RefSeq lists its product as hypothetical. The record is from RefSeq and is a predicted model, not a curated record. NCBI's taxonomy places the organism in Eukaryota, Metazoa, Annelida, Clitellata, Rhynchobdellida, Glossiphoniidae. Bases 1 to 1614 code for a protein of 537 amino acids. The transcript has 6 exons.
AUGUUCCAAGCCCCUCGGCGACUGGGGGUGGCAACGUCCACAGGUAAAGGAUAUUAUUGGGAGUGCACAGGCACAAACCUGCACAAGAGCGGCUUAGAGGAGACUAUAAAAGGUGUUUUAAACAAAGCUGGCUCUAACCCAUUCUGUCAGUACACCGCGGCGGGUACUUGCGGUCAAUACAAUGAUAUAAAGAAAAGAACACAAAGCAGACAUCUGCUGAAAUUGGCGGGUGGAGUGUCUGCACAUUUCUGGACAGCGGGGAGCAUCAUGAACACCGUUGGAUUUGCCAUUCGUAGCUCACUAUUGAAAGCACUUUGUGAAACUCCGUGUGGUAUAUCUCCUUGCCUGAUGAAGUUGCAGCUGGCCUUAGUAGAUGGAAACGCAGCUACUUUUAUCAACUGCUAUGCUCCUAAACUGUGUUCCACGCAAGAGGAAAAGGACUCGUUUUACGAGCAGCUCAGUGACGCUGAUCAAAACAAUGGUUCUUCUAUCAGCGAAACCUGCCAAAAAAUCCACAGAGUUGUUAGGACUAAAAAGCUGGAUGUUGCCAAAUUGGGUGACGACAAAAUCAAGAAAUCAUUUCGUCGUUUUUUGGACACAGCACUGGCUACGCCGCAGCAUUUGAAACAAAUAGCAGCCGACCUGAACACUCUACUGAAUCAGAUCAAGCCAGCUGUUGAGACCAGCAAAUCUAAUAAUAUUUUUGGUUUAUCAAACAAUACAUCACUGCCAAUAACCCAGAGCAAUCCAUGGGCAACAAAUGGCACAAAGAAACCAAGCAAUCAGCUUUCAGAGGCAGAGCAGUGGUUGAAUUCAACAGCCAGUCAUAUUGAUCCGUUCGCUGCAGCUCCUAAUGUUUUAGGAUUGAAGAAUCAACAACUUCAACAACAACAGCAACAGCUUUUGAUGAACCAACCUCAGCAGUUGCUGGCUCAGAACUUGGCACAACAGCAGUUACUUCAACAGCAACGACAAUUAUUAGCAUCGUUGUCUAACAGUACUUCACUUGAACAACCAGUGACUGGAUUUCAAACAACAUCACUCAGUACAACAGGCAGUGAUAUCCCACUGCAGCAACCUUCAAAAUCAUUCCAAAACCAUCAACCGAACCAACAAUCGCUGUCAACUCAAUUACAAUUGCUUCAAUUGCAGCAGACUUUACAACAACAAAAGAUGCAGCAGCAACAACAACCACAACUUAAGCAGACUCUGCAACAGUUACAGCAAACAUUGCAAAAACAAUUGCAACAAUCACCCACAAAAUUAUUGCAGCAGUCAAAACAGCAAAAACCUUUUCAGCAACCUCUAAAUAAUUUGACUCUUCAGCAGCAACUCCAACAACAACAGCUAGUACAAAUUCAACAGCAGCUACAACAGCAAAUUCAACUGCAGGAAUUGAAACAGUUGGAGUUACAGUUGCAGUUGCAACAGCAACAGAAAUGUAAACUUGGAGGUCUGAAUCAAAGUAACAACCACAACUCAGAGGAGGACGACCAAUCCAGCGACGACAUCGUGCUACAAAUUCAACAAAAUCAAACCAGUUUGGAGAUGAAUAGAAAGCAGUUGCUGAGCAACCUGCAACAGCAACUACUUUUAAGUAAUGGCUCUUCGUAA